Molecule: messenger RNA, 2595 nt
Organism: Punica granatum (pomegranate)
Lineage: Eukaryota; Viridiplantae; Streptophyta; Magnoliopsida; Myrtales; Lythraceae
Source: RefSeq, a predicted model, not a curated record
UUCCCCUAAUGUCCCAUCGCCUGGCGCCAAAAUCCCCGAACAUCUUCGUCUCUCACAGACCUCCCAUCUGUCUCUCGCCCUGUUUCACUCUGACUCUUCUCGUCGACGGAAUUAGGGCUUAAUCAUAGCCAUGAAGGACUUCAAUUUCAAGGCGGACAAAGAUCUGGCCAAGGAAUUCCUCUCCACGUUCGCCGACAUCAAUGGAGAUCUCAAGUACAUGAACAUCCUCCAAGAGGUUGCGAACAGGAAGACCCGGGCCGUCCAAAUCGAUGUGGAAGACCUAUUCAAUUACAAGGAUGAAUUUGACGAAUUCGUUAGAAGGGUCAUUGAGAAUACCCGUCGGUACAUCGCGAUUUUCGCUGAGGCCAUUGAUGAGCUUCUCCCGGAGCCCACAGAGCCCUUCUCGGAUGAUGAUCAUGACAUAUUGUUGACCCAGAGGUCUGAAGACAGGAGGGACACUGCGGACGGCGUGGACCCUCGCCAGAAAAUGCCUGCUGAAAUCAAGCGGUUCUUUGAAGUUUACAUCACAGCAACUUCUAAAGGACGGCCAUAUACAAUUAGGGAAGUCAAAGCUUCUUAUAUUGGUCAGCUGGUGAAGAUAUCUGGUAUUAUUAUACGCUGUUCAGAUGUAAAGCCAUUGAUGCAGGUGGCUGUCUAUACGUGUGAAGAUUGUGGUUUCGAAAUCUACCAGGAUGUCUCUGCUCGAGUUUUCAUGCCCCUAGUUGAAUGUCCAUCCAAGCGUUGUGAAGUGAACAGGAAAAAGGGGAACCUUAUCCUUCAACUUAGGGCUUCAAAGUUCUUGAAAUUUCAAGAGGCCAAGAUUCAAGAGCUAGCUGAGCAUGUCCCCAAAGGUCACAUCCCUCGUACAAUGACUGUUCAUUUCAGGGGAGAACUCACGAGAAAGGUUGCUCCCGGUGAUGUUAUUGAAUUAUCAGGGAUCUUUCUUCCUAUUCCUUACACUGGCUUUAGAGCCAUGCGAGCUGGCUUAGUUGCGGAUACUUACUUGGAGGCCAUGUCUGUAAAUCAUUUCAAGAAAAAAUAUGAUGAGUAUGAACUCAGAGAGGAGGAGGAGGAACAAAUUGCAAAAUUAGCUGAGGAUGGUGAUAUAUACAACAAGUUGGCACGAUCCCUAGCACCUGAAAUUUUUGGUCAUGACGAUAUAAAGAAGGCGUUGCUUCUUCUUCUUGUUGGUGCUCCUCACCGGAAACUGAAAGAUGGGAUGAAGAUUAGAGGAGAUCUCCACAUAUGUUUGAUGGGCGAUCCUGGUGUUGCAAAGAGUCAGCUUUUGAAACAUAUUAUCAAUGUAGCACCCAGGGGAGUGUACACAACAGGCAAAGGGAGCAGUGGUGUUGGUCUUACUGCUGCUGUGCAGAGGGAUACCGUGACAAAUGAGAUGGUCUUGGAAGGGGGAGCAUUGGUCCUUGCAGAUAUGGGUAUUUGUGCCAUAGAUGAGUUUGACAAGAUGGACGAGUCUGACCGAACGGCAAUACAUGAAGUAAUGGAGCAGCAGACUGUCAGUAUAGCCAAGGCGGGUAUCACUACGUCGUUGAAUGCAAGAACUGCUAUUCUUGCUGCUGCUAACCCAGCCUGGGGAAGAUACGAUCUUCGAAGAACUCCGGCUGAAAAUAUCAAUCUCCCUCCGGCCCUCCUUUCGAGAUUUGAUCUUUUGUGGUUGAUCCUCGAUAAAGCAGACAUGGAUAAUGAUCUUGAGAUGGCUAGGCAUGUUGUUUAUGUUCACCAGAAGAGAGAAUCUCCCGCUCUUGGAUUCACGCCUCUUCAACCUUCUGUCCUGCGGGCCUAUAUCUCGGCUGCGAGAAGAUUGUCUCCAUACGUUCCAAGGGAUCUGGAAGAGUACAUCGCUAGUGCUUAUUCCACCAUUCGACAGGACGAAGCUAGAACAAAUGCCCCCCAUUCCUACACAACAGUGAGAACUUUGCUCAGCAUUUUGCGAAUAUCGGGGGCAUUAGCAAGGCUCAGGUUCUCAGAAAAAGUGGCGCAGAGUGAUGUGGACGAGGCGCUUAGGCUAAUGCAGAUGUCAAAGUUCUCCUUGUACUCAGAAGACCGGCAAAAAUCAGGCCUUGAUGCUAUAUCCGACAUCUAUUCGAUCCUGCGGGACGAAGCUGCUCGUUCGAACAGGAUGGACAUUAGCUAUGCGCAUGCACUUAAUUGGAUUUCUCGAAAGGGUUAUAGUGAAGCGCAGCUGAAAGAAUGUUUGGAAGAAUAUGCGGAGCUAAAUGUGUGGCAGAUUCAUCCCAACACAUUCGAUAUCAGAUUCAUUGAUGCGUAAACCGAGUGUUUAAAAGCAAGCGGUACCGCAAAUGGAAUAGCAGCUGAUGAUGUGGCGGAUAUUCAUUGGCCUGUCUCUACAGUAUCGUCACCGCACUAGAGUUUAACCGCAAAGUUCGGGUGCAAAAAGGCUGAUUAAUUCUAAGGUUGACUUGAGCAAACAAAAAUUGAUGUAUUCCUUCAUGUCUAAAGGACUCCCCACUAAUAUAUGAUUUUUCUUGCUUAGUUUCGUUCUGUGUCCAUCUUAUGUGGUGUUUGAUUGUCCAAAUUAUGAGGUUAGAUUAAUUUGAUUCACCUUGUUUGGUUUAA